UUAGAAAAAGGAAGAGAUGAUAGUUAUAAAUAGUAAAGUAAUUGAUAUUAUAAAAAGUGCUUCUUUUAAUGCAAUAUCAAAUCUUUGCAAUAAUUUGAUAUAUUUAGUCAUUCUUCAUUUCAUGGCUUUGAGUAAGAAUAAUGCUUCCUUAAACUAGAAUGGGAUUAGCAUAUCAAUGUGCAUAGUAGAAAUAACUUUUGGACCUGUUAUAUAGGCAUUUUCUAAUGGACUUAAAUAGCUUUAUUCCUAGUUUUUUGCUAAUUAUAACUAAAUAAAAGGAAAUAAAAAUCUUUUACUUUAUCAAAGUAUUUUGUUUUGCAUAUGCUUAGGAGUCAUUUUACUAUUUGUUCUAUUUUUUACUUGUGACCAUAUUCUUAGGUUCAUGAAUUAUGAUGAAGAAAUAAUUUCAAUGACUUAUGUAGGAAUAGUUUAUCUAAUAAUUAGUAGGAUGUUACUAGUUAAUUAUGAAUUUAUCAGAGCCUAGUUGAUUGGGUUAAAGUUAUUUGGUCCUUUUGCAGUAUUUUAGUCUACUGCAUUCGGUCUAGCAACUUUUAUUUGUCUAAUAUACUCUUUUUAUAGUGAUAUAGGGAUACACGAGGCUGGAUUUUUUAUGAUUUUACAUGAGAUAAUAAAAAUUUUCCUGCUAAGUAUUUAUAUUCUUCAGUAAAGGGAGUAAAAAAAAGUCUUAUCACAAACUUCUUUAUUAAAUUCUGAUGAAAAUUAGAUUAAUUAAGAAGAGGAUCAAAAUUGCAGAUUUAAUCUUUCUUAAAUUAUCUAAGAAAAGUAAAAAAUGUAUGAUCUUUUAUUGUAUGUAAGGCCUUUAAUUCUUACUUUGUAUAUUGAAUAUACCUUUUUUAACACUUCUGUUAUUUUGUCAGGAAGAUACUCAAAAGAUUAUAUAGUCUCUGCUGUUUGCUUUUCUAUUACAAAUAAUUUAAUUCUAAAAGGUAUUUUGGGGUUAUCAGAGUCAGCAAUAAGCUUUUGUGGCAGUUCCUUUGCUGCAAAAAAUUUUGAGAGUACAAAGCAGUAUUUAAGAUACACUAUUGUCAUACUGCUGAGUUAUGAAGCAGUAUUUAUAAUAUGUUUAAUAACAUUUUCUAAUCUAUGGGCUAGAUGUUUUACUUUGGAUCAAAAUAUUAUUGAUAAUAUAUAAUUCUACAAGUAUUUAUAUUUAAUUACAGUACCAAUAGACGGAACUUAGAUCCUUCUAGCUGCUUACUUGUAAGUUUUAGAGAAAAAGGUAUUUGUUUCUAAAGUUGCUUUAUUCAGUUAUAUUUUUGUAGGAAUUCCACUAAUGUUUAUUCUAGGUGAUUUAAGUGGAUUGAAACUUGGAGGAUUAUGGCUAGCAAUAGGAAUAUCCAAUUCUAUAAAUUUAUACAAAUACAUUCAAUAAAUAUAAAAUAUAGACUAUGAUCUAUAGUUUGGUAUAGCAUAGAAAAAUUAAUAAAUGAACGGAACAUGCUCUUCAAAGAGUGAUGAAAUUCAAUAAAUUGAACUUAGUCCUAUUUUAUCUUCAUAAAAAUAUGAAAAAUGAAGCAAAAUUAUUUAAAAUAAACCUAUUUAAUUUAUGAAAAAAAUCAAUGUAUAUAGUAUAAAGCUUAUUUGUUCAUUUGCUCAAUU
This is a messenger RNA of Tetrahymena thermophila SB210, 1620 nucleotides long. Its product is annotated as MATE efflux family protein. The transcript has 2 exons. NCBI's taxonomy places the organism in Eukaryota, Ciliophora, Oligohymenophorea, Hymenostomatida, Tetrahymenidae. Gene Ontology annotation, biological process: transmembrane transport. The record is from RefSeq and is a predicted model, not a curated record. Gene Ontology annotation, cellular component: membrane. Gene Ontology annotation, molecular function: xenobiotic transmembrane transporter activity; antiporter activity.